UGUUAUUUGUUUUCAGUUUUGACGUAAUUUUAUUUCGUAUUUUCUUUUUCGAAUGCAUCGUUAAUCUCUAUUCUGUACCACAUAUCGAACAAAAAUACAAAUUAUAAAAUUUCGAAAUCGGUUUGAACGUUCAGCUUACUGGUUUAUGUACUCUAGGUGAAUGUCUACAUUAUACCCGUGUCUCAUUGCUUUAGUACUUGGCGUUUUUAUGACUCUUGAGCCUGCCUUAAAUGCUUUUGACGUUAGACAGCUCGAGUGAUUCCGUCUACUGAUUAUACCGUUGCUGUAACCUCGAUUACUAAUGGCUAGCCGACAGUCUGUAAGUUCAAUCUUAAAACCACCUAAAGUACGGGCACCUCUAAAAGAGAUCGAAACAGUUGAUCAAGAUGCUGAUGAAAAUACUGCAACAUUAUCCAAAAGAAAAGUGAGUUUUUCAGGGAUGAAUAAAAUAAAAAUGUACAACACAGGUGCUACAUCUUUAACUGUACAUCAAGCUCCUAUGUUUGAUGAGCAAAUUUCAAUGUUAUCUGAUUCUUCAAAUGCAGAAAAACCUAAAACAUCAGGAAAAUUUGAGAAAUCUGAUGCUCAAAUUAGCAUUGAAUCUACUAAUUGUACCAACUUAGAAGAUAAUGGUCGUAUUAUUAUUGAGUAUGAAAGUCCAAAUGAUAAUAUGGAAAUGACUGAAGCAUUAUCGGGUAAAAUAUUGUCAGACACUAUUUAUACUAUUGAUAAUGGUUCUGAACAUAUUAGUUACAGUUCAGAUUAUUCAGAGAAUAAUAUGGAAUUCACAGAAGCACUAAAAGUAGGUCAAAUUUUAUCAGGGGAUAAUGGCUGCGAUUUAAAUUCUACUGAAAUGUCUGAAACAUUGGUUGAUGAAAGUGGUGAAGAAUCAGUUAGUCAAUUUGGUCUUAUACCUUCAACACCAUUAUCUAAUGUGCCUAUUAAAAAUACUUUGAAUAUUAGUUCAAAUUCUAGCUGUAUGGAUUUUACUUGUGCAAAUACUAAAUCCAACUUAUCAUGUAAUACUCAAUCAAGUAAUAUGGAAUUAACUUGUAUGACUAAAUCUUUAAAAUCUAUUUGGUCAAGUGAUGAUUAUAAAUCAAUGAGUAUGGAGUUGACACAAUUACCUGACAGACAAACGUUUGAAGAUAAUUGUGAAUUAGUUUAUGAAUAUAGUGAACAUUCUAUAAGUACGGGAUCAGAUAUAUCUUGUGAAAUUCAAGAAAGAAGCAGCUGUGAAUCAGAAAUUGUGCAAACUAAAAAAUCAGAAAAUAAUAAUUCAAAUUUUCAAACUAUUGGUUGUGGUUUAGACAAUUCUGAUACCGGAGAAGAUUUUAUUGAAGAAUUAUCGUUAAGUAUGGUUUCAAUGGACAUUGAUCCAACAUUAGAAGAUAAUGCAUUUGAAAUUAGUUAUGUAAAUGUUGACGACCCACUAAGAGUUUUAAAUGAACAAAAACUUUCAACAAUACCUAUGACGACAAUGGUAGAAAAUAGUUAUAACCCUGAACAAAGUGUGCUUGAUAAUUAUUCAAAUAUAAUUGAUAGUAAUCAAACUAAUGAAUCUAGACUAUCUAUACUACCCACAGGUUCUUCAUUUGUUGUAAAUAUGUCUCCCGAAAAAAAUAUCAACCAAGAUGUUGGAAUCGAAAAUCUUCUACAACAAACAUUACACAAUCAUACUUCUGUGUUAGAUAAAAAUCAAUAUCUUGAAAAUAAAUCAAUAACUGUUGAGAAUAACCUACCAAAAAAAAACUAUUCAAGGAAAACAAUGGUUUACACAUGUCCAUUAAAUGUUGAAGACAGCUCUUUUGAAAAUGAAGAUACAUCUGGUACAGUUGAUAAUCAACAAAAACAUUAUUCCAGAAAAUCAAUUGCUCCAACAACAGUUAUUGAUGAUAUAUCGGAUGCAAGUAUAGUACUUGUAGAAAACCAACAAGAAGAAUAUUCUAGAAAAUCAAUUGCCCCUACAACUGUUAAUGAUGAUAUAUCGGAUACAAGUGUAGUACUUGAAGAAAAUCAACAAGAAAAAUAUUCUAGAAAAUCAAUUGCUCCUACAACAGUUAUUGAUGAUAUAUCGGAUGCAAGUAUAGUACUUGUAGAAAACCAACAAGAAGAAUAUUCUAGAAAAUCAAUUGCCCCUACAACUGUUAAUGAUGAUAUAUCGGAUACAAGUGUAGUACUUGAAGAAAAUCAACAAGAAAAAUAUUCUAGAAAAUCAAUUGCUUCUACAACAGUUAAUGAUGAUAUAUCGGAUGCAAGUAUAGUACUUGAAGAAAACCAACAAGAAAAGUACUUUAGAAAAUCAAUUGUUCCUACAACUGUUAAUGAUGAUAUAUCGGAUGCAAGUGUAGUACUUGAAGAAAAUCAACAAGAAAAGUACUCUAGAAAAUCAAUUGCCCCUACAACUGUUAAUGAUGAUAUAUCGAAUGCAAGUGUAGUACUUGAAGAAAAUCAACAAGAAAAAUAUUCUAGAAAAUCAAUAGCUCCUACAACAGUUAAUGAUGAUAUAUCGGAUGCAAGUAUAGUACUUGAAGAAAACCAACAAGAAAAGUACUCUAGAAAAUCAAUUGCCCCUACAACUGUUAAUGAUGAUAUAUCGGAUGCAAGUGUAGUACUUGAAGAAAAUCAACAAGAAAAAUAUUCUAGAAAAUCAAUAGCUUCUACAACAGUUAAUAAUGAUAUAUCGGAUGCAAGUAUAGUACUUGAAGAAAACCAACAAGAAAAGUACUCUAGAAAAUCAAUUGCCCCUACAACUGUUAAUGAUGAUAUAUCGGAUACAAGUGUAGUACUUGAAGAAAAUCAACAAGAAAAAUAUUCUAGAAAAUCAAUUGCUCCUACAACAGUUUUUAAUGAUGAUAUAUCGGAUGCACCUAUAUCUAUUUUUUACCAAACUCAGUCUCUUGAUUCUGAAAAUUUAUCAAAUACAUCUGAAGCAGUCGAAGAAAAUAAUCAAAUUAAGUAUUCUCGAAAAUCAGUCGCUCCUUUAACUGUUUUUAAUGAGGAUGCAAUGAAUACAUCUGAAAUACUUGAACAAAACCAGCAGCAAAAUUGCUCUAUACAAUCAAUUGCUAUGUCUGUUUAUAACCAAACAAAGUCUCUCAGAAUUGAAAAUUCAUCAAAUAUAUCCGAGAAUAUAUCUGUAUAUAAUCCAACUCAAUUUGCAGAAAAAUGUGACACAUCUGAGUAUCAUCCAACUUGGUUUGCUGAAAAAGAAGAAACAUCUUUGUAUAAUUUAACUCAGUCUGCUGAAAAAGAAGAAAUAUCUUUAUAUAACUCAACUCAGUCAGCUGAGAAAGAAGAUACAUCUGCAAUAAUCAAAGAAUAUCAGCAAAAAAGAUAUUCUAGAAAAUCGAUUGGUCCAACUUCUUUAGUAUUUACUCAUAGUGAAUCUCUAGAUGUUAGUAUGUCAAAUAAUUCAUUGAACACCGAAGGAAGUAAUGAACUAAAAUCCGACGAGGCACUGGAUUAUGAGAUUCCAGUAACUGUUAAUAAUCAAUCUAAUCAUCAAUUAGACGUAUCUAUUCAGAACGAUCAUAAAUUAAUUUCAAAAAGUCAACAUCAAUCAGUAUUACUUAAUAUGAUUAAUGAUGAUAAUUUUAAUUCACCUUUUAGGAAAAAAUCGAAAAAAUCUAUAAAUCUAACACAUUUGAUAAAAUCACCUUCCGAAGAUCAAUGUAGAAAAAAUGAAUUAGAAAUUACUGAUGAGAAUUUUGAAAAUGUUAGUAAAAUGGAUAUAUCGAUGGAACACAAAAUUGAAAACGACAAUAUAAUACACAAUUCUUCUGCAUUUUUAGUUGAUUCAAACGAAGGUAAAAAACUGAAUAAAAGUAGUGUAAAUGACCAUAUGUGUGAAACAAAUAAAGAACAAAUUGUCAUGGCACUUGAUGAAUUAGAAAUAAAUAAAACAAAUUUAAAUGAAUUAGUUAAAGAUAAUGACAUUGUCAAAAAAAGUGAAAAUAUAAACAAAGAAAAUAAUAAAAACAACUCUAUAAAAGUAACUGACAAUAUUAAAGCGACUAAUCAUAUUUUAACUUCAAAUUAUCAUUCACCUAGUUGUAAUGAAGAUAAAACUACCAAAACAAUUUGUGUUAAAGACAUAGCUAAUAUUUCAUCAGACAAAACACUUCAAAACAAUGAGAAACCAUGUCUUGUAAAUCGAAAAAGAAGUUACAGUAAUAGAGAUUGUGCACCUUUAUCUUGUUCGUCAUUUAUGUCUAAACCUAAUAUUUGCCAUAAUAUGGAUGAAGAUUUCAUCACGGAUGAUUUUAUUCAACAAAGUCCUAUUAAAAAUAAUGUUAUUAAUAAGAGUUUAAAUAAUGAACAAUUAGUAAUAGGAAAUGAACUUCAAGAAAGUUUGAUUAAAAACGAGUCCAUAAAAGAAAAUUUGUGUAAUGAAGUUUUAGAAUUUUUAACAAGGUGGAAUGAGCAAUUUAUUGAAACAAAAUUAGUUCUUGAUAAGUGUUCAAACAGAGAAUGGAUUUUUAAUGUAUUAGACAGUAAUAUAAUUUUAACAAUAACAUAUUCAAAUAUUUCUAAUAAUUAUUCAUUUCUUAAAGUGGAAGAUAUAUCACUUACCUCAAAGACCAUUGCAAAAAAUGAAAUAAUAAAAUUUGGAAUAAAUUGGAUUUUAUCAAAAUACAAUCCAAAGGUAUACAAACAAAUAUGUUUUACUUCAAGAGAUGUAGAAUUAUUAUUAAAAUCUCUGUUAGAGGAUGUUCAUUAUAUUAAUAAAGUAAUGAACAAUAUGUCUUAUGUAAGUGAUCUAUAUUGUGUCACAUUUAAAGAUAAUAAGGCUCAAUUUGUAAUACAUAACAUGAAAUGCCCAUUGAUGGUUCGUAUUGAGAUAACAUUGUCAAAUAUUCAUAAGCUUACUAUUAAAGAUCUUUCAGUCGAUUGUUUGUUUGGUCAUUUCAAUACAAAAUUAUUGGAAGAAAUAAUGGAAGAUAUAACAAAAGAUUGUAAUGUUUUGCAGUCUUUAGUAGAAAAAUUAUUUAAACUCUACUCACACCAAAUAAAUUGACUGGUGUAUAAGUCUUAAAAAUAUUAAGUAUAAUAUAAAGUAUUUGAAUAAAAAUAACGAUAACAUUUUAACACCUUGUAUGUUGAUGUUUUGAAUUUGUAAGUAUGUAGAUCUACAUCUAUGUAUUUUAUUUAUAUUUUUUUAUUCAGUAACACAUGUACAUGUCUUAUAAAUACUGUUAUUAAUAUAUACUUAGUAAAUUAUUAAGUAUGUUUUGAUGGCAAGAAAAUCUCAAAAAAAAAAUAUUAUCACAGUUGUGAGUUUUAAAUAUCAUUUAUGAAUUGUACAUAUGUGCAGAACUAAAGUACUGCCUAUUUUUUAAACUGACAAAAUAAGGAUUUUAAAAUGUUAAAAGUUGAUUUAUACCUUAUUAAA
Messenger RNA from Rhopalosiphum maidis (corn leaf aphid), 5395 nucleotides. RefSeq names its product protein PF14_0175-like. The transcript has 2 exons. The record is from RefSeq and is a predicted model, not a curated record. Bases 302 to 5020 code for a protein of 1572 amino acids. NCBI's taxonomy places the organism in Eukaryota, Metazoa, Arthropoda, Insecta, Hemiptera, Aphididae.